This is a messenger RNA of Solea solea (common sole), 3957 nucleotides long. Its product is annotated as aminopeptidase N-like. The coding region runs from base 56 to 2947 and encodes 963 amino acids. Gene Ontology annotation, cellular component: cytoplasm. Lineage: Eukaryota; Metazoa; Chordata; Actinopteri; Pleuronectiformes; Soleidae. The transcript has 21 exons. The record is from RefSeq and is a predicted model, not a curated record. Gene Ontology annotation, biological process: peptide catabolic process; proteolysis. Gene Ontology annotation, molecular function: metalloaminopeptidase activity; peptide binding; zinc ion binding.
CUCAGUGUGUAACAGUGUGUAACAGUGUGCCCAGACAGACAGACAGACAGCGGUCAUGGGAAAAGGUUUCUACAUCAGUAAAGGGCUCGGGAUCGUGGGCCUCAUCCUGGGCGCAGGAGCUGUGGCCACCAUCAUUGCUCUGUCCGUCGUGUACUCACAGGAAAAGGCUAAGAACGUCCCGACCUCACCGACAGAUGCACCAACGACAGACGCACCGACGGUCACGACUCCGGCUCCUUCCAACGAACCCUGGGACAAGUAUCGACUCCCAAAGAGCCUGGUGCCCGAGCACUACAACGUCACGCUGUGGCCACGACUGACGCCAGAUGAAACAGGGCUCUACGUCUUCACUGGUGACUCCUCUGUCCAGUUCAAUUGUACCGAGGACACCGACCUGAUCCUCAUUCACUCCAACAAGCUGAACUAUUUCAAACAUGCUGGACAUUUGGCUGUGCUCACGUCUGUCAGCCCUGGAGUGGAGGCUCCGGCCAUCAGAUCCUCCUGGCUCCAGCCUGAGACUCAGUACCUGGUCCUGCAGCUGCACAGUAAACUGCUGAAAAACCACAGGUACCAGCUGUGGACCAACUUCACAGGAGAGCUGGCCGAUGAUCUGGGAGGCUUCUACAGGAGUGAAUACAUGGAGGACGGACAGAAAAAGGUCGUUGCUACGACUCAGAUGCAGCCGACAGACGCCAGGAAGGCUUUCCCUUGUUUUGAUGAACCGGCCAUGAAAGCAUUUUUCGACAUCACUCUGAUCCACGACCGAGGAACCGUGGCUCUGUCCAACGGCAGGGAGAAAGAAUCCACCAAUGUCACCAGAGACGGACUGGAAGUGCAGCAGACCGUUUUUGAGACAACGGAGAAAAUGUCCACUUACCUGCUAGCGUUCAUCGUCAGCGAGUUUGGCUACAUUGGAAACAUGACUGACAACGUUUUGAUCCGAAUCUUCGCCCGCAAGCCUGCUAUCGAUGCCGGACAAGGAGACUACGCACUCAACAAAACCGGAACCAUCCUGAAGUUCUUCGAGCAAUAUUACAGCUCCAAAUAUCCUCUGCCAAAAUCCGAUCAAAUCGCUCUGCCAGACUUUAACGCCGGAGCCAUGGAGAACUGGGGUCUGAUCACAUACAGAGAGACGGCGCUGCUCUACGAUGAAAAGUUCUCCUCCAACGGCAACAAGGAGAGAAUCGCUACCAUCAUCGCUCAUGAACUGGCUCACAUGUGGUUUGGAAACCUGGUGACUCUUCGCUGGUGGAACGACUUGUGGCUGAAUGAAGGUUUUGCGUCUUACGUGGAGUAUCUGGGCGCACACGAAGCUGAGCCUGACUGGAAUGUGAAAGACCUGAUUGUCCUCAACGACGUCCACAGAGUGUUCGCCGUGGACGCUCUGGCCUCGUCUCACCCUCUGUCCUCCCGAGAAGUAGACAUCCAGAAACCAGCGCAGAUCAGUGAGCUGUUUGAUGCCAUUUCAUACAGCAAGGGAGCGUCUGUUCUUAGAAUGCUGUCGGAUUUCUUGACUGAAGAGGUCUUUAAGGAGGGACUCAAGACCUACCUGAAGGAAUUUGCUUUUGGGAACGCCGUCUACACCGACCUAUGGAAGCACUUACAAACGGCUGUGGAUGCAAAUGCCGCUGACGUUGGUCUGAAGGACAGUGUGGAGGACAUCAUGAACACCUGGGUGCUGCAGAUGGGUUUUCCUGUGGUAACCAUCAAUACCACGACCGGUGCCUUGUCCCAGAAACACUUUCUGCUGGAUCCAGAUUCCGUUGUCACAGCACUGUCACCCUAUAAUUAUGAAUGGAUCGUUCCGAUCAGGUGGAUGAUGAAUGGAGCAGCGCCGCAGACGCCGUACUGGCUGAGGACGAAAUCAGCAACACACGAUGCAAUGAAAACAUCGCAGUGGUUGUUGGCCAACCUGGACGUGGUGGGUUACUACAGGGUGAACUAUGAUGAUGAAAACUGGAACAGACUCGUGGAUGCUCUGAACACCGAUCAUAAGGUGAUUCCAGUGAUCAACAGAGCUCAACUGGUGGACGACACCUUCAACCUGGCCAGAGCAAAGAUCAUCCCGACAGUUCUGGCGCUCAGAACCACCGAGUACCUGAACAAAGAGCGGGACUACAUGCCUUGGAGCUCCGCCAUCGGAAACCUGGACUUCUUCUACCUGAUGUUCGACCGCAGCGAGGUUUACGGCCCCAUGCAGAAAUACUUACAGAGACAGGUCACAGAUCUUUUUUAUCACUACGGGAACUUGACUGACACGUGGAAAACAGUUCCUGACAAACACAUGGACCAGUACAAUCAGGUGAACGCCAUCAGUCUGGCCUGCAGAACUGGACUGGACGACUGUCAAACUCUGGUCAAGAAUUGGUUUAAACAGUGGAUGACGAGCAAGAAGAACACGAUCCACGCCAACCUGCGUUCCACUGUGUACUGCAACGCCAUCGCAGCAGGGGGCGCUGAAGAGUGGCAGUUUGCCUGGGAGCAGUUUGAGAACGCCACGAUCGCCAGCGAAGCAGAGAAACUGCGAUCUGCGUUAGCCUGCACCAAACAACCGUGGCUGCUCAACAGGUACCUGGAGUACACUCUGGAUCCAGACCGCAUCAGGAAGCAGGACGCCACGUCCACUAUCGUCUACAUAGCCAACAACGUGGUGGGUCAGCCACUGGUGUGGGACUUUGUGCGAGAUCGCUGGUCGUACAUUUUCUCAGAAUACGGCGGAGGAUCCUUCUCCUUCUCCAACCUCAUCAACGGAGUCACCAAACGCUUCUCCACCGAGUUUGAGCUCAAACAGCUGAAGCAGUUUAAGGAGGAAAACUCAGAUGUGGGUUUUGGCUCCGGGACGCUGGCAGUGGAUCAGUCCAUCGAGCGAACCAUCGCCAACAUGAAAUGGAUCGCAGAUAACAAACAGAGCGUUCUGGAGUGGUUCCAUAGUGCUGUCAAUAGAUAAAAAAUUGAGAAAUUAAUUAAUUAUGAUCUGUAAUUAAUUGAUCUUAUUAAUCUCUUUUUUUAAUCUUACCUAAGCAAUCCUGACAAAAGCCCUUAACUUGUCUUUUCUUUUAAACCAUUAUUACAUUAUUGUGGCAGAUCAAAUGAUUGAUAUAUAACAAAAAGUGGCUUUAUUUUUAUAUGUCAGUCACAGACUCUCCUCCAGUUUAGUUUGGUGAAGAGCUUUGCUAUGGCUCGCUAAAUUGUUAACGUCUUCGCUGCUAACGUUAGCUGUGGCUGCACUCGUGACUGUGUACUUUGCAUUGACGUAGUAGGCUAAACUUGAGCUGCUUCGGUGGUAAGCUAACUCCUUCUAUCACUUUACCUUUAUUAAUGGUGCCGCUGGGGCGUUUUUGAAAAGUAAAUGUCGCAUUCAUUGGGCCGAGAACUCUCACAUGGUCCUCCAUGUUCAUGGCUCCUCACCCUGCUCUCUAAACACAAUGACAGCACAUUGUUUUCCACCCCCAACAACUCAAGCACAAGAAGCCCAACACAUAAAAACAGAUUUCAUAAAAAAGCAACUCGCUGAGAUUAAUGCGAUUAAAAAACAUAACACCCUAAAUAUGACUGUAAUUAAUUAAUCGCAAUUAACGCGAUCAUUUGACACCCCUAAUAAAACCAAAGAUUAACGGCCAAAGAAGCUUCGUACUCGCCCUUUAUUUACAUCAUGUGUUUUUUCAUGUGUGAGGAUUUGAAGAUGCUAUUUUAAAUCAGUUUAAAAACUUAUCCACUUUAUCACUGACAUCGUCGUGAUGACAGUCUUCUGUGUUAUUAGUUUUGAUCUUGUAUAAACUAUCGAAAUCGUCUCUGUCUUUUCAUUUAUAAUCAUAAUUCAAUUAUUAUUUUUAUAUCAUUAUUCAAUUUACUACAUUUUUAUACUUUUCUCUGUAAAUUAGGUUUUUCUGUAAAUUCAAAAGUGGAGUGAGUGAUGUCUCUUAUUAUGUCACAAUAAAAAAUUAUUUGUGAUGUAAA